AUCUCUAAGUAAACACUAGGCGUCGCUGUAUUUCUCUGAGCUGUGGCGAAUGACGCUUCACACGCUCUAAUACGGAAUUCCCAAUCAUUUCCAGUCAUACACAGACACAGUGUAGGGCCUCAACCUCAUCCAGCUCGACGUUAGAAACGGGUACAGAUACUGUACGGAAGUGUUUGGACGCUGCUGUAACCCUAGACCAGCCUGCAGCACCAUCUGUGAAGUGUAGCGGUACUCAUCCCUGAACUGAUCCUGUCUGAAUGCUCUCCAGCAUGGUGGACUACAUGUGAAGCAGCAGUGUUCUGGAGCAGAACGGGGAGAAGAGAGGAUUUAUCUGACACGAGCAGACCGGCACAGAGACAAUGUCAUCCAACAGGGGCCAGAACACCCACGGGCUCAAACAGAUUGGGCUGGACCAGAUCUGGGAUGACCUGAGAGCAGGAAUACAGCAGGUCUAUACACGCCAGAGCAUGGCUAAGUCACGCUACAUGGAACUCUAUACACAUGUGUAUAACUACUGUACCAGUGUGCACCAGUCCAACCAGGCCAGGGGUGCUGGCAUCCCCCCUUCCAAACCCUCCAAGAAAACUCCCACACCUGGUGGGGCUCAGUUUGUCGGACUAGAACUCUACAAAAGACUCAAAGAGUUUCUGAGGAGCUACCUGACAAACCUUCUCAAGGAUGGAGAGGACCUGAUGGAUGAGAGCGUUCUGAAGUUCUACACACAGCAGUGGGAGGACUAUCGCUUCUCCAGUAAAGUGUUAAACGGGAUCUGUGCUUACCUCAACAGACACUGGGUGCGCCGAGAGUGUGAUGAGGGACGGAAAGGAAUUUAUGAAAUCUACUCUCUUGCUUUGGUCACAUGGAGAGAGUGUUUAUUUAGACCUCUAAACAAGCAGGUGACAAAUGCUGUGUUAAAACUCAUUGAGAAGGAGAGAAAUGGUGAGACUAUUAACACCAGACUCAUCAGUGGAGUGGUGCAGUCCUAUGUUGAGUUGGGCUUGAAUGAGGACGAUGCAUUUGUGAAGGGGCCGACAUUAUCAGUAUACAAGGAGUACUUUGAGACGCAGUUUUUGGCAGACACCGAGCGCUUCUAUACACGGGAAAGCACAGAGUUCCUCCAGCAAAACCCUGUUACCGAAUACAUGAAAAAGGCAGAGGCACGGUUGCUGGAGGAGCAGCGGCGGGUACAGGUGUAUCUCCACGAGAGCACACAAGACGAGCUGGCUCGCAAGUGUGAGCAGGUCCUUAUUGAGAAACACCUGGAGAUCUUCCACACAGAGUUCCAGAACCUUCUAGACGCUGAUAAGAAUGAAGAUCUCGGUCGGAUGUACAACCUUGUUUCCCGGAUCACGGACGGAUUGGGCGAGCUCAAGAAACUCUUGGAGUCACACAUUCAUAAUCAAGGACUGGCAGCCAUCGAGAAAUGCGGAGAUUCAGCACUCAAUGAUCCCAAAAUAUACGUGCAGACAAUCUUGGAUGUCCACAAGAAAUACAAUGCUCUCGUCAUGUCUGCAUUCAAUAAUGAUGCUGGGUUUGUGGCGGCACUCGAUAAGGCCUGUGGAAGAUUCAUUAAUAAUAAUGCGGUAACAAGGAUGGCACAGUCCUCCAGCAAAUCCCCUGAGCUUCUGGCCAGAUACUGUGACUCCUUACUGAAGAAGAGUUCAAAGAAUCCAGAGGAGGCUGAGCUAGAAGAUACUCUCAACCAAGUGAUGGUGGUUUUCAAGUAUAUUGAGGAUAAAGACGUGUUCCAGAAGUUCUAUGCCAAGAUGCUGGCCAAAAGACUGGUGCACCAGAACAGUGCCAGCGACGAUGCCGAGGCCAGUAUGAUCUCCAAACUGAAGCAAGCAUGUGGUUUCGAGUACACCUCCAAACUCCAGCGCAUGUUCCAGGACAUCGGUGUCAGCAAAGACUUGAAUGAGCAAUUCAAAAAGCACCUAUCCAACUCGGAGCCUUUGGACUUGGAUUUCAGUAUCCAGGUUCUGAGCUCUGGCUCAUGGCCGUUCCAGCAGUCUUGCACAUUCGCUUUACCAUCUGAGUUGGAGCGGAGUUACCAAAGAUUUACAGCUUUUUAUGGAAGUAGACACAGCGGCCGGAAGUUGACAUGGCUUUACCAUCUAUCCAAAGGAGAGCUGGUCACCAACUGCUUCAAGAACAGAUACACUCUGCAGGCCUCCACCUUCCAGAUGGCCAUCCUGCUCCAGUUCAACACAGAGAACAGCUACACCGUCCAGCAACUGUCCGACAGCACACAGAUCAAAACAGAUAUUUUGGUUCAGGUCUUGCAAAUCCUGUUAAAAUCAAAGUUGCUGGUCUUGGAGGAUGAGAAUGCAAACAUAGAUGAAAUGGAUUUCAAGCCUGAUACAUUAAUCAAACUUUUCUUGGGCUAUAAGAAUAAGAAGUUACGGGUGAACAUCAAUGUGCCAAUGAAGACAGAGCAGAAACAAGAGCAGGAGACGACACAUAAGAACAUUGAGGAAGACAGGAAGCUCCUCAUACAGGCAGCUAUCGUGAGAAUCAUGAAGAUGAGGAAAGUUUUGAAGCACCAGCAGCUUUUGGCAGAAGUGCUGAACCAACUUUCUUCACGAUUCAAACCUCGUGUUCCUGUCAUAAAGAAAUGCAUUGACAUUUUGAUAGAGAAGGAAUACCUGGAACGUGUGGAUGGGGAAAAAGACACUUACAGUUACUUGGCAUAAAAAUGUCCUCAGAAGUUUGAUGUCCUUCCUUAGAUAUUUGUCUGAUGUUUUGAGGAAUAUCAACACAAAGUGGGCACAGACAGAGGAUUCUCUUAUCAAGAUCUCAAGUCCUUGUUGCCAAGUAGGACAAUUUGACACUGGACUUUUCCCUUUAAACCUAGACUGCUAAAGCGACCAGUCUUUGUCUUUAAGCCCUUAAGCUGCUCAGGAUUGCCAUUUACUUUUUAAUGUGUAAAUACUGGACAUUGAACUAUACUCAUAGUGGGACCCAGAGUCAGGGUUGCAUGCCAUUGCCUAUCAUUAUGAAAAGACAAAAAGCUGAUUAAUUUAAUUGUGAUUACAGUGACUUUUGGAAAACUGACAGAUGGGUUUCAGACAAAUACCUAUAACUAAAAGGAUACGUUUCAGCAGCACUCUGACUAUAAUCAUGUCUGACUGGCUGGUUAGAGUUGCAUUGUUACCAGCCAUGACAACACCAUUUGUAUAGUGCAGUUCAUUUUAUAAAUGUCAUGAAAUAAACUUAAUUUUUCUUUAUGCUU
Messenger RNA from Ctenopharyngodon idella (grass carp), 3232 nucleotides. It is a transcript of the gene cul1b, whose product is annotated as cullin 1b. Gene Ontology annotation, molecular function: ubiquitin protein ligase binding. The record is from RefSeq and is a predicted model, not a curated record. Lineage: Eukaryota; Metazoa; Chordata; Actinopteri; Cypriniformes; Xenocyprididae. Gene Ontology annotation, biological process: SCF-dependent proteasomal ubiquitin-dependent protein catabolic process; protein ubiquitination. The coding region runs from base 360 to 2693 and encodes 777 amino acids. The transcript is spliced from 22 exons. Gene Ontology annotation, cellular component: SCF ubiquitin ligase complex.